Molecule: messenger RNA, 1493 nt
Organism: Moneuplotes crassus
Lineage: Eukaryota; Ciliophora; Spirotrichea; Euplotida; Euplotidae
Source: the annotation of a GenBank genome assembly
UUUAAUUUUAACCCAACUGAUCUAAAUAACCAUGGAUAGUAUUGAAUGUAGUACUGGAAGUAAAGACCUAGUUGAAGGGCAACUUGCCACUCCUCCAUUGACAAUUUCAUCCAAUGGGACUAUAAAUCAAGAUCACUCCCAGAGUCUGGAUAUUUCAGACCCAGUGAGGGUCAGCAUUAGGAAGGAUCUCAAGAGAAUUAAAUAAGUUAUGAGAAACCACUACUUGCAAAGUAUAUCUUUAUAAGGAUCUUAAGACCAAUAAGAAAGUCGUUAUCAAGAAAAUGAAGGUAGAAGAGCCAGGCUGUGUUGAGGAGAAAACUGAGAUGAAAAAUGAAUGCAUCCUUCUUUCAAAAUGAAAUCAUCCCAAUAUCAUAAAGUAUUAUGGAGCCCAAUUCUUCUCGAAAGAUAUCAGAUCAGAAGACUCAGAUGAGCUUACUGGCGCAAUCAAGGAAGAGCUAUGGAUCAAGAUGGAGUAUGCUCCCAAAGGUAGCCUUGGAGACCUUAUAAACAAGUGUAAAAAUCUUGAAGGUGGCCCUAAAUACCUGAGUGAACACUUAGUUCUCAGAAUUUUCCUUCAAAUAUCUCUUGGAAUUAAACAUAUUCAUGACUCGAAAAUUAUUCACAGAGAUAUUAAGCCAGACAAUAUUUUCCUCUUUGGAGAUGAUGUAGUAAAGAUUGGAGAUUUUGGAGUCAGUAAGAUUAUAAAAGAAACUAUCCAACUGAACAGCACUUUGGCAGGCUCUCCAUACUACAUCGCUCCAGAAGUUUUCUUGAGAAACUACGAUUCCAAAGCAGACAUCUGGUCCAUGGGAGUGACUAUGUACGAACUUUGUUCGUACAUAGUUCCAUUCAGAGGACGAGAUCAGGAGGGUUUGAAAUAAAAACAUCUUCAAACAGAGAAAGGUAGAUCCUCUACCAUCUUGUUUCUCUGAGGAGCUUAAUAUCCUGAUUCUGAUGCUACUUAAGAGAAAAGUAGUCAAUAGAAUAUCUAUUGAUGAAAUUAUUAAGAGGAUUCUGGAGCUAGAUCCUUCUCUUAGAGAUGUAGCGGAAGUUACACCUCUCGAGGAGGAUAAUAUCUCAAAGCUGAAUGAUGAUUGGAGUCAAUAUGAUGAUAAUUACUUUAAUUGCACAGUGAAAACCUCAGAUACAGUUCAAGAAAUGCCGGCAAACCUCAUUUGUGUUGAGCAAGGAUUUGAUGUAAGGAAAAAGCAUAGAAUUAAUAAGUUUGAAGAGACUGGAAAUAAUGGAUUUGAGAUUAUUCAAAAGGAAUAUUCAGAUUCUAGUGAUGAGAUUUGAUCAGAUGAAGCAAGCGAAACUUCUAUCAAGCCCUUAAAGAAGCAAGAAGUAGGAUUUGAUAAAAGUAAAGAUAUUCGCAAAAUGCUGAACCCUUCAAAUUGAUACAGAAGUAGUAUAGCCAAUAGGCUUGCAUAGGAGGAUCUUCUUGUUCUAACCUAUCUCAAACACUCUUUGAGAAUCUAAUAAGUGUAAUUAUU